CGCCUCGGCUGGAUUUCACGUUCAAGCCGGUGGUUAUGGCGGGAGAGAAGCAUGGAGGAGGCUGGGGGGCGCUGCGGGGGAUAAUGGCGGCACUUCUCCUGUCACUUUCCCCCGUUUUGUGUUUUACUGCUGCAGGAAACCAAGUAGAUGUUGUGAAACUUGUGGAAGGCAAAUUUGACAUUUAUAAGGAAUCGCAUAAUUUUUGCUACCAGAAACCUUACGAACCAAAAUGGCAUGACAUCUGGACUAAAGUGCAGAUACGGGUGAACAGUACCAAAAUGAUACGGGUGACACAAGUUGAUAGUGAGGAGCAGCUUUUGGAAAUGGAAACCUACAGUGUGUUCAGCCUGUUCUCUUUUUUGAAGGAAAAAUUAAAUGACACCUACAUUAAUGUGGAUCUCCACAGCAACAAAACCUGCAUUAAAGUGCAUGUAAAUGAGGGUAACACUCGUUAUAGUGUAAUGCUUUUGAGAGGGUUUGACCCCAAGCUUUUCCUGGUUUUCCUUUUUGGUCUUCUAUUAUUUUUCUAUGGAGAUACACUUAGUAGAAGUCAGAUCUUUUACUACAGUACAGGAGUAAGCGUGGGUAUGGUUGCCUCAAUGCUCAUUCUUGUGUUUAUGCUAUCCAAGUUGCUGCCUAAGAAAAGUCCAUUCUACAUGUUACUGGUUGGCGGUUGGUCAUUUUCUCUUUACGUUAUCCAGUUGGUGGUUAAAAAUUUUCAGGGAAUCUGCACAGAAUAUUGGCAGUAUCUAUUGGGCUAUCUCUGCAUUGUGGGAUUUGUCAGCUUUGCUGUCUGUUACAGAUAUGGGCCACUAGAAAAUGAGCGGAGUAUCAAUCUGCUCAAUUGGACGCUGCAACUAGUUGGUCUGCUGUUAAUGUAUGUUGGUGUCCAAGUGCGCCAUGUAGCACUGUCUAUGAUGGCAAUUGCAUUUUGCACGAAACAGAUCGAGUAUCCUAUACACUGGGCAUACAAUCUUUACAGAAAGGUGUCUAAAUCAAGAGUAAAACCCAGCCCACCACGCUUUCUGACAGAGGAAGAAUACCGGAAGCAAGGGGAGCUAGAGACAAGGAAAGGGUUAGAAGAGUUGCGGGAAUACUGCAAUAGUCCAGAUUCUCAAGCAUGGAGGAUUGUGUCACGCAUCCAGUCACCAAAGAGAUUCGCUGACUUUGUAGAGGGGUCAUCUCAUCUGUCACCAAAUGAAGCCUCAAUACAUGAACAUGAAUAUGGACUUGGUGGCUCUUUCUUGGAAGGAGAGUUAUUUGGGGAGGAAAGUGACAUGGAUACUGAAGAUAAUGAUGAUGAAGUAUUGGGACCUGAAGGUCAUCCGCACUUAUUUAGGUCACCCCAUAGUUGA
Molecule: messenger RNA, 1355 nt
Organism: Staurois parvus
Lineage: Eukaryota; Metazoa; Chordata; Amphibia; Anura; Ranidae
Source: the annotation of a GenBank genome assembly